This is a messenger RNA of Hemibagrus wyckioides, 8771 nucleotides long. It is a transcript of the gene sertad2b, whose product is annotated as SERTA domain containing 2b. The record is from RefSeq and is a predicted model, not a curated record. Gene Ontology annotation, molecular function: transcription regulator activity. NCBI's taxonomy places the organism in Eukaryota, Metazoa, Chordata, Actinopteri, Siluriformes, Bagridae. The transcript has 2 exons. Gene Ontology annotation, cellular component: nucleus. The coding region runs from base 4949 to 6013 and encodes 354 amino acids.
UAUUAUGCGCCUGUAAUGAUACUGUAAGAUGACACCAGAGAGUGUGCGCCUUCUCCCUCGUUCUUUAUCGCUGUCAUUCUCCCUUCAGCUCUCUCUCCCUCUGUCUCUCAUUUGACAGUAAUGUUUGUGUUAUUACAUGCAGAACAAGCAAGUGAUGUUCAACUGUCCAGGCUGUUUUGUAGCCUGUAUGUUUUAUAGCCUGACCUUCCAUCCUCAUGGUUCCGUAACAGAGCUUUGCAGCAGAACAUCGUGCUAUGUAUGUACGUAUGCAUGCAUGUUAGUGUGUGUGUGUCUGUGUGUGUGUCUGUGUGUGUGUCUGUGUGUGUGUCUGUGUGUGUGUGUGUGUGUGUGUGUGAAUCUGUCCCCUCAGGACCUUAAAUAGCAAAGCACUGAGGUGAGGGGGGAGGGGAAGUCAGAAGCACAGGCAUGGAAACGUGCAGAUCCUGUUACAGGAUCAUAAUAUCACUGAUGAUUCAGCGCACAUUCGCUUGCUCGUUCGCUCAUUCACUUGCUCGUGCACCACUUUUUUGCGCACUCGCACGCUCGCUCAUUCAUUUGUCCUGUAGGUCUUUCAUCCACUCAUGCAUGCACUCACUCACUCCCUCAUUCACACGUUCAUUUCAUCCACAGAAAGUUCUCCUCUGCUUCUUCACUAACUCAUUCAUAUGUAGUCAUAUGUACUAUUGUGGAGGAAGUGCAUAAACAAUACAAUGAGUUAUAUAAAGACAAAUGCGAAGUGUUAUCCUAUAUACUGUCGGAAGGUUUUAAAACCUUUGCAGAUGGAGUGGAAGGAGAAACUCGGUACAAUGAAGCAUUGAGAUGAGCAUGCUUUUCACACAUUUUAUCCAUGUAGUCUGGUCCUUCACAUGAAAUUUCUCUUGUGUGCUGCUAAGUAUACAUUUUGCAGGCAGCCUAGAAGCACUAAAGUGUUUCCAGCCUCUGCUCUGACAGCCCUGUGUUCUCCUGUCCAAAGGCCCCAGCCUUGCUUUUACACUAAUUCUGGACUUAUCCGGUGCUCUGUUUCACACGCUUAGCUACUGCCAGGAGUGGUAUCCAGGAAGUGAGCCGCAGCUGAGCCAUGCUUUUAAAGCUGCGCUGUAAAAUCAAGCCAUCUUCCACUAGUUUACAACACGAUUAAAGAAGAAAGAACAAGCGCUCCUUUAACAUAGCGUCUUUUCACAAUGUUAUGUAGAGGACGCAUGGAAACAGGGUCAUUUCCAAGCGCUGGUGCAGCAGUGAUGGAGAGGCAGUUUGCGGUGUGUUCCUCAGUGUCUCUGUGUCUGAGGGAACAGAGUGUGCUGAGUGAGGCGGGAACACGGCGCUCCCCACUCACUCCCUCUCUCUUUCUAUGCCCUCUCUCCUCCUUUGUCACUUUCUCGCUGCUUGGUUCCAGGUCAGAGGCAAUAGGUAGUGGUAGGCCUUUUUAACACCAAGCCAAAACAAACUUUCCCUCCCUAAAUCCCAACCUUAACCACUACAAAACAAACUACUAAACAUUUAUUGCUCCCAUACUGUCCUAGUCCUGGCUCUUCUUCUGUACUUUCUCAGUGACCUUUCACCCUAGAGAUGGAGGGAAGAGGAUGGAGGAGGAGAAAAAGGAGAAGAGGAAUGUGCAGGGUGGAGUAGUAAUGGCGCUUCAGUGCUGCACAUAUCUGUCUCCACUCCUCGUAGUGAGUCACAGGGACCUGUUCAGCUGCCCUGACAUUUUUUUUCUCAGCAGUUCUUGAAAAGGGACUUUGAUUUGUUUUCUUCCCUGCUCACAACUUGUGUCAUGAUUUUAUUUAUUCUUUGUUUUUCUCUUGGCAUUAAUGUAUCCAGCCAUCAUGAAUUCCACAACAAAGUUUGUUUCUCUGUUUCCACCAAACACCAAACAUAAAGGAAGAGGGCAGUAAAUCAGAAGAAAACCACUAACUUGAAUCAUGUUCCUUCCCUGUUUCCACUGACAUGCCAACAGCUGCCCAGGCCGAUGAGAUGGCUAGCAGGCUACAUAGUAUUUAGUUUUUCUCAGUCAGUUUUUACUCUUGCACUUUUUUAAAGAGUAUGUUUACUUUUUUAAAUUUAAAUAUCGUCCACUUUGAACACAAAUGGUAAUUUGACUUAUUUGUGUGAUAUUUCAUCUUUCAGAGCUGUUCUCCUGCAUCUAUAUAACACAACUUUUUCUAAUCAACAGAAGCAAAAGAACUGGAAGAAUGUAUUACUGAAUGACCUAUGUGCACCCCGUUUUUUAUUUCUUUCUCUUGAAAGUUCUGUUUAUCUAUUCAUUUCUGACUAACGUGCGUUGUGUCUGUGAGCAGUGGAAUUCACACAGCGACAGGAGACAGAACUUGUUUUGCUUUCCAACACACAUUUUUCUGUUUCAAAUGCUUUGCCUCAGAAGCUGUACACCAACACAAAACGUUUAUUUUUUUUCUUUAAGUUUGCUCAUCCCCACCUCCUUCUCUCUCUCCCUUCUCUUUCUCCCACCCUUCUCGCUCCCUCUUUGUCAUCUCUCUGGGCGGAUUCCCAGCUGACCAUGUUUGUCAUGGUAACAGGCAGCGAGGCAACAGGCCCAGCCACUUGCACUUCCUGACUGAGUGGAAAUGCCUGACAGAGGUGCGCCUGCGCGCUGUUUGCUUGCUUGUGUGCGUGCGUGCAUGCGUGUGUGUGUGUGUGUGUGUGUGUGUGUGAGCACACAGACAGGGCCAGGGUGCACGAAGCUGUCAGCCUGGAUUAGGUUCAAGCACACUGCAAUGCUGCCUACUGCUACUGGGCUUCACUUUAUGGUAAUGAGGAGAGGCCUCGGGAACAGGAACAGGCUUCUUUCUCUUCUCUCUCUCUCUCUCUCUCGUGCGUGCGUGCAAGCACGCUUUUUUCUUUCUCACUCUCUGUCUCUGUUUUUUCCUCUCCGUUUCUCUCUUUCCACUACUGGUUUAAGUUCUGCUUCUUGCUCUCUUUCACACUCUCUCCUUAUCUUUGUGCUUUUACCUAGAUAACAGCGCUCAUGGUUGUUUUCCUGCCCAUGCCCUUUAAUAAAUGUGUUUACACUGACAUGAAGAAUACAUACAUAUAUAUAUAUAUAUAUAUUUUUGAAAAAAAUCAUUGUGUUUUUCUGUAGCAUUAUAGCAUGGAAUCGAGUGUACCAGGUUAGAACUCUUAAUGAAUAGGUUCAGAGCAGCAUGUAAAAAUGCACAGUGAGAACCGAGCUUGUCACUGGAGUAGUGUGAGUGAGACUGCACCCUCAAGGUAUAACAUGCAUGCCAUUAGUCCAAUAUGGACCCUAUAUGUUAGUAUGUUACGUAAACACUUACAACACACAAGCACCUGGGCCAUUCUGGCUAUGUAAAAUGUUUGUACUACUAUAUGUUUUACUCAUGACAAAUUCAUGACAAUUCUCUGCUUCUUCACAGUCAGACUUACAAGUCAGGUGGAAAAUGCAAGUCACGCCAUAUGCAGUGCAGGUAUUUUCAAACCCUGUAAACACACAGUAUUCUCAAUAGCCUGAAGAGUAUACAGUCUAAAAAAUGAAUAAUACCAGCAUUAAAGCGCAGCAUAAUCAUGAGACUUGUAAUUCCGAUUGUGUUUGCAGAGAAGAGGACCUAAGUCUAAUCAUAUGUUGUAAAAAGUGGACAAAGCUCAAUGUGUUAUGCAGUGACAGAAAUUUGAGAAAAGUUGUGGCAAAUAAGUUGCAUGUAAGCUUUUUUCUGUGAGUCCGGGCUACUUGAGAAAUGAGGCUCAUGUUUUCCAAAUUUACUAAAAAAGGGACUUCCAUGCUUAUUAUUCAAUUAUCGAUCUAAAACUGAAGGAAAACAUUAUGCCGUAUAGGAAAAUGCCCAGACGUCUAUCUUUCCUCACAGAACACCACUGCAUGUCGAAGCAUCUCCUUUGAGGUCAUUUUAUUUAAGUUUAUUACUUUAAAGUUGUUGGUGGUGCCAUAUUUCCUGAUGUUGGUUAUUCUCAGCCGUUCAUUCUCUAUUCAUUAAGUCAUUAGCAUGCAAGUUAGUGAUAUAACUAGCAGCAAGCAGCUAAGUGGCAAAGCAUCAAGCCAGAUUCCUCAGGCAUUCAUUAAAAAUUUUGACUGUAUAAACUGAACAAAAUAUUUGUAAGCAUUAGUAUUGUAAGUACGGUGAAAGGGAAUGUGGAAUAUAGUUAUGACCUUGAGGAAUAAAAAAGCACAUAUGUCUAAUUACUCAUAAAAUAUACAAAACUGUCAUUAUGUAUGUUUCAUGUUGGAAGUUAGUAAUUAAUGUUUUAACCAGAUUAUUAUAAUAUUAACCUUUGUCCAAACUCCCCCCUCCCCUUUCCCAUUCUCACACUAUUGUACCGGUCUCUCUCUGUCUCUCUGACUCUUGCUGCUCUCUCCACAGCGCUGUACUGUUACAACAUGGCGGCCCCUGUGAUGGGCUGUAAAUCAGGUGCAUAUUGUGCUGGUACAGUAGCUGAGAGCUCUGUUUCCUAACAUGGGGAAUGAGAGCAGCUUCAUCGCAGCCCCUUUCUUUUGCCCAGCAUGCUGUUCUGCCUUUUCCGCUUCCUCCUCUUUGUGCAUACUGGAGUAAUGCACAACACUGCGUUUUUCGUAUUGCACACUGACACAACGAGCUCUUACUGAAAGUCUGACACACACUUGCCUCCCUCUCUUAGCAGCAAGUCUCAGGAAGCAGUAGUCAGAACAGGAUUCCUGUAAUUGCCCCUGUUUCAGUGCACUGUCUUCAAGUGUGAAUAGUUCUGUGUGGUGAUUAAUAAUUUGAGUGAAUCAUAGCAGUUUGAAGAGUUUGGUUUUGCAUAAACUCCUUUCCCCUUGUUGUGUUACCUUAUCUGUUUGGCACAGUUGUAACAUGAGUCGCUGUGUGCUCUUUCUUCUCUGCGGCCACCGUACAGAUAUUGUAGACUCUCACCCCAGUGGAGGCUCAGAAUGCUAAUAUGAUGACAGCUUGCGGGCCAAUGUCAUGGCAACAAAGCUACAAUCUGAUAUAUGUUGGGUAAAGGAGCAAAGCGGAAGCUAGACGAGGAUGAUGAGGGAGUGGAAGGCAAAGCGCUGGCGAUGGCUGACGGGCUCUCCAAGGUCUCAUACACUCUGCAGAGGCAGACCAUCUUUAACAUCUCACUGAUGAAGCUGUACAGUCAGCGAGCGCUGACUGAGCCGAGCCUAGAAAAGCGUGUGCUCAUCAACAACAUGUUGCGGCGCAUUCAGGAUGAGCUGAAGCAGGAGGGUAGCCUGCGACCACUCUUCUUUCCUCCCUCUCCUCCUCCAGACCACCCAAUGGAUGAGGGAUUCCGGGAAGCACAGCCUGCUUUUGGUGUGCUCUCUGUGGUGGCUCAGCCACCUGUGCUAUCCCAGCAGCCCGCAGUCCCACCUCCGUCCCCGGCUUUAGCCACCCCCACGCCGCUGGAUGCUUGCCUCACCCCGGCUUCUCUGCUGGAAGAGGACAGCGCUGUGUUUUGCACUUCUCCCUCUUCACUCCAUCAUUCUCCAUCCAGACUCCGCCCCCCCAUGGCCACUGACAGCUUCUCCUCGGCCCUGGAUGAAAUCGAGGAGCUAUGUCCGUCAUCCACAGCAGCAGGGUCUAUCACUACCUCCUCAAUUACCGUGCCCCUUCCCAUGCCCCUCCAGCCCUCCAGCCAGCCCACCACAGCCUCAGACUCCAAAAACUGCACCAAAUCCUGCAGUUCAAAGCCAGAGGGGCCGAGCCCAUUAGCUGUGGAGCGGUUAAUAACAGGUACAGCAGGUACAGCAGCUACUGAGCCCAGAGGGAUGGACACUCUCCCUACAAGUGGCUUGGACAUGAGCACUUUGCCAUCCUCCUCCUCUUCCUCAGGCUUCCUCACUGAUCUGGCCCUGGACGAUAUUCUCUUUGCCGACAUCGACACCUCCAUGUAUGAUUUUGACCCAUGCACUUCGGCAGCAGGGGCCUCCCCAUCCAAACUAUCGCCUGUGGUGACGGCUGAUGACCUCAUCAAGACUUUAACCCCUAACCAGCCUUUUAAAAUGGACCUCACUGAGCUGGACCACAUCAUGGAGGUGCUGGUAGGAUCGUGACCAUAUGUGGCUGGGAAUGCAAAAAUAAAUCAUUUUUUUUAGACGCAAAUUUUAAAAACUCUUAAAUACUUAUCUCUGUGGGUGUUUUGUACAGUUUUUAUUUUUAAGGCAAGGCAAUUGUUAUAAUGAGUCAUGAUGUCACCCAGUACUACUUUUCAACACUGUGCAUGCACUGUGCUCGCCUUUUCCAAAUAUGAACAUGAAGGAACACACUUGGCUUCUGUCAGAUUCAAGUGCCUUCAUCAAAAAUGACCACUUGGUAAAUUCCUGUCUUUUUUUCUAUAGUCUGUAUUUAAUUUCUCUAAUAAGCAGAGAAGGAGUAGCAGCUCUCUUUCCCCUCCAUAAACGUACAGGUGCAAGAAUGUGCUUGACCAAGUCUAUUUUCGUAUAACUCUCAUUUUCAUAAAGCACAACAAAUUUAAAAGAGGAACUUGGUUUAUGUGCUUCUUUUGUGUUGUUCUACAUAUGUUAAUAUUAUAAAGAAAUAUUUAAGUGAAUUCACUUUAAAUUUAAUUUUGUGAAAUAACUUUUACUCUUUAGGAUGAAAUGGACAUGCUUUUCCCCAGCUGAUGUGUUUAUAGAUGAGCUUGAUAUGAGAAUUACCUUUAAACAUAUUUCAGAUGAUUCUGCAAUGGCGAUUUGGUUCAUGCAAUAACAAUUCGUGCAUUUCUUCUAACGUGACAAGGAGUUCUCUUUCUCAUCUGGGAAAAAAAAGUCAAGGUUAAGUUCCUUUAUGCGAUGCAAAUGCCCUUAACUGCCACCGCCUUUAUUUUCAGGUUUCCAAACAUUUUUUUUUUACAUUAAUGUAAUUUUCUGUAAAAAAAAGACACUAUCUUAUAGAAAGGGCCUGUAUGUGCUUGAUAAUGCAGUUUCAUUCAUUUCAUAAUUUAUGUCAUAAGCAUCUUCAAAUUAACAAUUUUUUUUUUUUUUAAAUCAGAAACAAAACAUUUUCUACUUCUAACAGUGGCAUCAUGUUUGCUUGUUUUAUUAAGUGAGCAUUUCCCUCACCCUCUCUUUCCAGCGGUACAUUAUUCAUAUUGCAUGCAAGAAUGCAUCAUAACUGUACAAAAGCAAGCUGUAGGAUUUUAGGCAAGUGGGUUUUAUUUAAUCUUAUCCAUAGUGUUGGUUAUGUUUUGCCAAUGGUUACCAUGUCCUGUCUUGGCUCCUUGUUAUCUCUCUUGAUGGUUUUGGACCAAUUCAAAUGGUCAGAACAACUGGGUAUAAAAACAUGUAAAGAUUUUAAAUUUGAAACAUGAGUAAGUGAGGCUUGUCACUGUUAAUGUUCAAAAUACCAGAGAUUUUUAUUUUUUUCUUAUUCUUGAAUAUUUGCAUUACCAGUCUUGAUUUCAUGGUUAAAAAUCCUGUGUGUGCAACAAAACCCGACAAAAUCUGAAACCCACUGCAAACCACUUAAUGCAAUCAAACUGGAUGUAGGGGAUUUAGACUUUGUGUUUUCAGUUCAUUUCUGACUAAACACAUCAUACAUGUGCAAAGGGACCAUUUGUCAUAUCAGCUGCUUAGUGUUAUAGACCUGUUUACUGGAGAGUGCUGUUAAUCAGUGAUGACUUUGAAACAAAUAUCAUUUCCUGUCACAGAUUUCAAAAGCAUCUUAGCUAUUUAGAUAGAUACACAUAGGCAUUAUCAGACAGUGAACUGUAAUACUAGUUCUUUACUAGUGUGACCAUUUUAGAUAUGGGAUUCAAACUUUCUAUUUACAGAGAAGCCUUCAGUGGGAGUAACGGAUCACAUCCUAUAGUGCUCAAGAGAUUAUAUAAGAAUUUGAAAAGAUGACGAUCAGGAGAAUAUAAAGCCAAGCAGGCAAUACUAUUCAUUUCUAAUUAUAAUUACUGAUUAUUUUAAGUUGUUUGGAUUUGGAGUGAUUUUUGUUUUAAAUUAUUUAUUUUUCAUUUCCUGUGUAAAUAUAUUUAUUUUUGAUGUGAAUCUACCAUCUGGAUUGUAAUGUGUACAGAAUGUAUGGUAGGAAUGUACUCUGCUUAUAGGAAUGUAUUAUACAAUGAAUUGGGUUGGAAGCCAUCUUUUUCUGUUUUGAAAGUGUAUUAUUAUUAUUAUUAUUAUUAUUAUUAUUAUUAUUAUUAUUGUUUCUGUUUUGUUUCCUAUAUUAUAAUUUUGGGGUGCUGUUUGUGGCAGUGUUUAGGUCUACACUCCCUACCCCUGUUUAAAUAUUAAGUAUUUAAUAUCUAUGUACUUCAUAGUGUGCAAGGGAAAAAAUUGUGAAGCAAUACUUUAUUCUCUUCGGAAAACUUCUGAGGUUCAGACUCCAAAGCUUAUUUUUAGGAAAGUCUAUCUAUAACCCUCAAUGCCAAAACAUAUGAAGAGCAGAAAUGAGUGCGUUGUGAUGCCGGUUACUGUUAGUAUGACAUGGUGUCUCCCUGAUUUCAGCCUAUACCCCAGACCAGCUGUUUGGGGAAAUAUAACGAGUUCGGUGGUUUUCGAGAGAAACCACCAGGAGCUGAUAGGGGUUGUUUCUGUGUGUGUUUGGGGGGUGGGGGUAGGAGGGUUGGGGUCAGAAAGAGAGGCUGUAUUUUUCACAGACCUUGGGAGCUGUGCCUUUUCUAUGCAAUUACCAACAUAUUCAUUUUGAGGAAAACCCACCCACCAACUGAUGAUCACUGUAUUUAAAAAGGUGUGGACUGUAGAAUAUAUAUAUAUAAAAAAUAUGGACAGGUGUCUAUGAAUUUGAAACAGUCUUACUUUUGUAGUUUUAUAUCAUACAAUAAACUAUUCAAAUGAAAAUGAA